Staurois parvus is the source of this 363-nucleotide messenger RNA. NCBI's taxonomy places the organism in Eukaryota, Metazoa, Chordata, Amphibia, Anura, Ranidae. The record is from the annotation of a GenBank genome assembly.
CAGGGGCGGACUGACCAUCUGGAAACUCAGGCACUGCCCGAGGGCCCGGGGUCAGUAGGGGGCCCCAUGAGAUGCCCCUGGUACCUUUUUCAUAGGCUUUUUUGAGCUUGGGCAAGGACACAGGGGCCCCAUGAUCCCCUAUUGCCUGGGGGCCCAUGAGUUGGGAGUCCACCCCUGGAGCAAUCAGUUCUCUGACACACACAGCCAGGGGCGGACUGACCAUUUGGAAACUCGAUUACUGCCCGAGGGCCCGGGGUCAGUAGGGGGCCCCAUGAGAUGCCCCUGGUACCUUUUUCAUAGGCUUUUUUGAGUUUGGGCAAGGACACAGGGGCCCCAUGAUCCCCUAUUGCCCUGGGGCCCCAU